CUGGGAGGGAUCCAAGUUGUCACAGGGCCACUAGGAAGAUCCUGACAAGUAGUCACAGGGUGUCAGUGCGCACCACAUCCAGUAGUUGUCUCUUGCUUGUAUUACGGUAAGGACUGCGCACCCAAUUCCUGUUGCUCAUUAUUAUGUUGUAGCGGAAAAGCUGCGCAGUGACUUACGUGCAGGUGCUGUUCCUUGUUGUAUUCCGACCCGGCGGCUACAGGAAGGCGGUUCGGCUAAUGGAAUAUGGACUGUAUUCCAGUAACUAUCAAUGAUGUUGAGGGCAAAAAGGACACGGUCACAGAAGACCCAGAGCACAAUGUGUACACCAGGUUUAUGAAGUCCCACCGUUGUUAUGACCUUGUACCCACCAGCUCCAAAUUAGUAGUGUUUGAUACUUCACUUCAGGUGAAGAAGGCCUUUUUCGCUCUUGUUUCUAAUGGGGUGAGAGCAGCUCCUCUGUGGGACAGUAAGAAGCAGUGCUUUGUUGGUAUGCUAACCAUCACAGACUUCAUUAACAUUCUUCAUCGCUAUUACAAAUCUCCCUUGGUUCAGAUAUAUGAGUUGGAAGAACACAAAAUUGAGACGUGGAGAGAGCUGUACCUUCAAGACUCCUUCAAGCCUUUGGUUUGCAUAUCUCCCAAUGCAAGUUUGUAUGAUGCAGUCUCAUCUCUGCUGAAGAACAAGAUCCACAGAUUGCCUGUAAUCGACCCCCUCACAGGAAACACACUCUAUAUUCUCACACAUAAGAGGAUUCUCAAGUUCCUGAAGCUUUUUAUAUCAGAGAUGCCAAAACCUUCAUUCCUGAGACAAACUUUAGAGGAACUGAACAUCGGGACAUUCCAGAACAUAGCAGUGGUCCGUAAAGACACGCCACUGUACACAGCUCUGGGUAUUUUUGUUGAGCAGCGAGUGUCAGCACUCCCUGUUGUGGACGACAAAGGUCGAGUGGUGGACAUAUACUCAAAAUUUGACGUUAUAAACCUGGCAGCAGAAAAGACGUACAACAACUUGGACGUGACAGUGACCAAAGCCUUGCAGCACCGCUCUCAGUACUUUGAAGGAGUGCUGACAUGCAACAGGCAUGAGACACUGGAAGCCAUUAUCAACAGACUUGUGGAGGCUGAGGUGCACAGGCUGGUGGUGGUGGACGAGCAGGAGGUGGUGAAGGGAAUAGUGUCCCUUUCAGAUAUCCUCCAGGCACUAGUGCUGACUGAUGGAGAAGAAGGUAAAUACAGCCGUGUGGCUGUCUUUGUCACAGCUUGACUAAGUCACUGAAAUGUGGAAAGGCUACGUAUUUUUAAGACGAGGCCAGAGCAAAUGGAGAACGAACAGAUAUUCCAGAGGGAAAUUAAAACAGUGUACAGAAGUAUUAUCCAUCUCCUGUAACAUUCACAGAUGAAGACUUCUCCCUUUCUGCAAAAUAAAAAUAUGAUGUUUUAGCAAUACAACAUAUACUUGUAGUAGCACAGAGCUUCUUGAAAAUUGAACCAAUUUCUGAAUCACCAUACAGCCAAAAAACCUUUGAGAAGGAGGUGUAGUCACUCAAGGAAACUCAGCACUUUACUCACCUCAGUAGCUGAUCUUCAUAGACAGGGUCAGUUCUUUGUGACUGAUUACAAAAAAUUUCCCAAUAAUAACCAAUUACCUUGUGAAGGAGAACUGAUAUCCCUGUAUGGUCAUUUGUUUGAAGUAUUUCAUUUCUGUUAAAAGGAUGAAAUCUACAAGCACAUAGGGCCUGCCUCAAGGUAAUAUUAAACUGGCUUUGGCU
This is a messenger RNA of Mugil cephalus (flathead mullet), 1768 nucleotides long. RefSeq names its product protein kinase, AMP-activated, gamma 1 non-catalytic subunit (gene prkag1). NCBI's taxonomy places the organism in Eukaryota, Metazoa, Chordata, Actinopteri, Mugiliformes, Mugilidae. The transcript has 13 exons. Bases 244 to 1263 code for a protein of 339 amino acids. The record is from RefSeq and is a predicted model, not a curated record.